Messenger RNA from Erigeron canadensis, 1142 nucleotides. RefSeq names its product 2-keto-3-deoxy-L-rhamnonate aldolase-like. Lineage: Eukaryota; Viridiplantae; Streptophyta; Magnoliopsida; Asterales; Asteraceae. Bases 1 to 1059 code for a protein of 352 amino acids. The transcript has a single exon. Gene Ontology annotation, molecular function: aldehyde-lyase activity. The record is from RefSeq and is a predicted model, not a curated record. Gene Ontology annotation, cellular component: cytoplasm.
AUGGCAACUCUUGCUUUCUCAACUUCAUCUCUUUUUCAACCCAAAAUCCUAACAAGAUAUACAACCACCAACCCACAUUUACCUUCUAAAACCCUAAUUUCAAAAACCCCCAAAUUUGAAUCUUUAAAUUCUGACAUCAUAAAGCAAAAGACUUUAAUAUCUCCGGCCAUCAGAUCCACCAUCUCCGACAGCCUAUUAACAGCUGAUCCACUAACCCUCAAAUCUCGCCUGAAAAAUGGCGAGACUUUAUAUGGAAUGUUCUUACUUUCUUUCUCACCUACACUGGCGGAAAUCGCCGGUCUCUCUGGGUAUGACUUUGUAGUGGUAGACAUGGAACACGGCCCUGGUGGAAUCUCUGAAGCUCUCGCGUGUCUCCACGCGCUUGCUGCAGCGCGUACUCCGGCGAUCAUUCGGAUACCGGAUACUGAUCCAGCUUGGGCUAAGAAAGCUCUGGAUCUUGGACCUCAGGGAAUUAUGUUUCCCAUGAUUGAGAAUCAAAAAAUGGCUAAAAAGGCGGUUUCUUAUUGUAAGUUUCCACCGAAUGGGAUUCGUGGGUCUGCACAUACUGUUGUUAGGGCGUCUGAUUAUGGGAUUGAUAAUGGGUAUUUGAAUAAUUAUGAAGAUGAGCUUUUGAUCAUGUGUCAGGUGGAAUCUGAAGAGGGUGUGAAGAAGAUUGAAGAGAUUGCAGCAGUUGAUGGUGUUGAUUGCGUGCAAAUGGGGCCGUUAGAUUUGAGCGCGAGUAUGGGGUACUUGUGGGAUCCGGGUCAUAAGAAGGUAAAGGCGAUGAUGAGGACUGCUGAGAAGGGGGUGUUGAAGACGACUGAGAAAGGUGGCGGUGGUGGGGCUUAUUUGUCUGGUUUUGCAAUGCCUCAUGAUAGGCCGGAAGAUAUGAGGUCGCGUGGGUAUCAUAUGAUAUCGGGAGCAGUUGAUAUUGGGAUGUUUAGAAGUGCAUGUGUUGAAGAUGUGAAGAAGUUCAAAAUUAAUUCGCCAAAAUCAGAUGAAGAAGAUAAAGAUGAUGGCAAUGCUGAAGUUAGUGAUGAGAAAUACUGGAGUGAAUGAAGAAUAAACAUGUUUUGCAUUUCCUUCUCAUUUCUCUUUUUAAUUUUGAAUAAAUCAAAAUGCAGCUGUUGGAUUUCAAUUAA